AUGAGUAUGGACAUGGAUAUGGGAGAUAUGGGCGACAUGCACAUGUCGCACGAAUCUGAAAUGCACAUGGUCUUCCAAAACAGUAUCACCACAUCACUCUAUUCAGACUCCUGGACACCUAAUUCGCCGGGCGCCUACGCUGGAACCAUCAUCUUCUUACUCAUCCUUGGUAUCGCAUUUCGACUACUACUAGCAGGCAAGGCACUAGCGGAGGAGCGAUGGCUAGAUGCUGAGAUGAAGCGAAGAUACGUUGUCGUCCAAGGAAAGAUCCCGGUCGCGGAGCAGGUAUCCACGGAUAGCCUUGGUAAGAAGAUGACACUUACCGAGAAUGGUGUCGAGGAGGAUGUUGUCGUGGUCCAGAAGAAAAGAAACCAUCUCCGUCCUUGGCGAAUGUCCGUGGACCCCAUCCGUGCGGUACUAGAUACGUGCAUCGUAGGUGUCAGUUACCUUCUCAUGUUGGCAGUCAUGACGAUGAACGUGGGAUAUUUUAUCGCGGUCCUCGGCGGUACUUUCCUAGGCAGCUUGCUCGUCGGCCGAUUCUAUAACUCAGAACACUAA
Molecule: messenger RNA, 558 nt
Organism: Hypoxylon trugodes
Lineage: Eukaryota; Fungi; Ascomycota; Sordariomycetes; Xylariales; Hypoxylaceae
Product: Ctr copper transporter
Exons: 2
Coding region: 1-558 (185 amino acids)
Biological process (GO): intracellular copper ion homeostasis; copper ion transmembrane transport
Cellular component (GO): plasma membrane
Molecular function (GO): copper ion transmembrane transporter activity
Source: RefSeq, a predicted model, not a curated record